Molecule: messenger RNA, 723 nt
Organism: Acanthoscelides obtectus
Lineage: Eukaryota; Metazoa; Arthropoda; Insecta; Coleoptera; Chrysomelidae
Source: the annotation of a GenBank genome assembly
CAUAGUACUCAGACGUACGUAGGCAACACCCACCUUCAUUCAUUUCUGUAAAAUAACUGCCAUUUGGACGUUGCACUUUGUACUUGUGGUUCCUAGUUUGUUCUAUGUUGUUGAGCUUUCAUUUGCAUUUUGGAAUACGGUUAGUAGUGUUUUUGUGUUAUUAACCGAUUUUUAUCAAAAUCAACAAUGGUUAGAGUGUGCUUUUUGUGUAAAGUGUGUGAUUACCAGUCUGGUGCCGAACAAUUAACGUUUCAACUGGAUACCUAAUAACCUUCAAAGAAGACAAUGUUGUCUGCUUUGGGCUAUACUCCAGAUCAUAAAUUCUCAAAAUUGGCAGAAAUAUGCUCAACAAACUUCAUUGAGAUUGAUUAUGUGUAUCGAGAAGAUGGGUCCAGACUCCUGAAAAGGGAUGCUGUACCGAUUCAGAUGCAAGCAGCGUUUGAUCUCUCUAGUUCAAGAACUUUCAGAAGGAAGAUUAUGUAGGAAGUACAUCAGCAGAGUCCAGUUGUAGCCAAACUAUAUGAGAUGACAAUAGCUCAACCAGGAAAAGGUUAGUUUUUAAAAACAUUUGAUGCUCAUACGAAAACUUAAUCAAGAUAAAAAUCCUUAUUCUGUAGUUUCCAAGCUUGUAGAACAUGCUGAAAACAAUAUCUUGAUGAAACAAGAAAUAACAUUACAUUCAAUUCUGUGUUUAUGUGAUUUGAUUGAUUAAAAAAUAUGGCU